AUGCUUCUCAGGAACGGCCGGAGAAGCAUCUCUCUCCACCACGCAGCCAUCUUUCGACCCCUUCGACCGACUCCUCGAUUCCCUUUAACCACGAUCAACGCAAGCGACAGAAGCAGCCGUUGCUUUGGCACACAGCAAAAUGCGCGCCCCACGACAAGGAGGAACAGCUUGAGCGCUGGACGGAAUCUUGCCACCGCUGUCGAGGAACACCAACCAAUCGACGACUCCAAGUAUGGCAGGCUCAACAGUUCCAUCUUGCCUGUCUACCGGAAGGCCUCGGCUGGCCGGCAAGUUCAUGAGCUGCGCGCGUUCGAUCCUUCUUCGCCCCUUGUCAUUGAAGAGUCGAGACAGAGUGCAACUCGCUCAAAAAUGAACACAAGCGGCAUAUCUGGCGACGCCGAGGAGAUGCUCCCCUUAUUCCACGCUUGCAUUCGUGUUGGAAAAGUCGACCGCGCUGCAAUGGUCCUCAAGCGCAUGAGUACCUACGAUGUCUUUCCCGGAGAAGAACUCAUCUUCCUGCACAACCGAUACCUCCGCGCCUCUCUCGAUCAGAUGCGACUGCGUCCCGACGUAAAACAAGCAGAGGGUCUACACAAAUGGUACGAACUGCACAUCCGUGUCAAGGGCUUGCCUCAGACCGCCGAAACUGUCGCCUGCAUGUUGAAGGCCUCGCUGCUAUCAGAACGCGAUCCCGACAGACGCCGUCGCUUGGUUACUCGAUACAUGGGCUUGGCACCUGGAGAGGCCGGUCUCCAGGUUUUGUCAAUGGCAGAGAUUCUCAGCGACCAGGACCUUGCUGUCAUCACCGACAUUUGCCCGACCUACAACCUCGCUCCCGAAGAAAUUGAGGCAUCUGCCGCCGAAGUCGAGACCCAAGCCGAGCCUGCCUCUGAAGAAGCAUCCGACAAGAUCCCCUCCGCUCGAGUGCAGUCUAUGCCAGAGGUUUUGGCCACGCCCCAAAAGGGUUUUGGACUGAAGACUCUGAAGCAUACCUUGAGUUUGUUCGACGAGAUUCCCCAGAACUGCGACAUCUCGACAUUACCCAUCCGUGAGCAGAGAGAAAUUCAGGCCCGCCUUGAGCGUGACUGUAUCGAUGCUGCUGUUGAGCGGUGGCGCGAGGAGAACGAAUCCUUACAAAAGAUGGGUCUUAACACUUCCGUCUCACAUGCAUCCCUGAACUCCCGCCUAUACGACUGGCAACUUGCGUUGGAGGCUCGACUCAAGGAGGAGAUGGUCAAAAUCGAGGCCGCCGAGGCCGCGGUGAAAAAGACUCCUGAAGAUUACGACCGGUGCAUGUACGGGCCUUUUCUGCGGCUCUCGACGCCGAGCCGUCUCUCUGCCGUUACCAUUCUGGGCACUUUGAGUUCAACGGCCAUCACUGGCGUCGACCGAGGCAUGCCUAUCUCUGCAGCCAUCGCCAGCCUCGCCAAGCUGGCCGAGGAGGAUAUCAAAGCCCAACUUGCGAGUCAAAAAGCAACAUCAAAGCCAAAGGGCAGACGAGUCGUUAUGUCGAAAUCGUCCAAGGGCGCCCACAAGGCUUCACCUGAAGAAACCAGCCAGCUGCUGAGUGAUGCUCAGGCGAAGGAGUCUGCCCUCGCCGAUACUCCCUGGCCUGUCGCUGUUAGGGCAAAGGUUGGCGCAGCGCUGCUCUCGGCUCUCAUCGAAACGGCUAAGAUCAAGGUGGUGAAGGAGCAUCCUGAGACCAAGACCCUGAUCAGCCAGUAUCAACCUGCCUUCUCCCAUGUUAGCCAGCUGAAGAAGGGCAAGAGGAUUGGCAUGAUGCUGUUGAACAAGGAGCUGAUUAGCAUUAUGAAGCGAGAGCCCCAGGGAGACUACCUUGCCAAGCACCUGCCAAUGGUUGUCGAGCCUGAACCGUGGCAGGCGUUUGACAAGGGCGGGUUUUUGGAAAGCAGAGCGAACCUUGUCCGCAUCAAACAGGGUGACAAGGACCAGAAGCUGUACAGUGAGGCAGCCAUCGCUCGCGGAGACAUGGACCAAGUCUUCAAGGGUCUGGACGUCUUGGGCAAGACCGCAUGGCGCGUCAACACACCUGUUCUUAACGUCAUGCUCGCGGCCUGGAACACCGGUGAGGAGCUCGCGAAUCUGCCCGCGUUGAAUCCUGAUAUCCCUGUACCCCCCGAACCCGAAGCGUCCGAUGACCCGCUGGCGCAUAGACUCUGGAUCAGGGCUGUCAAGGCCGCCGAAAACGAACGAGGCGGCUUGCACUCCGUCCGCUGCUUUAUGAACUUCCAGCUGGAAAUCGCGCGAGCCUUCAGGAACCAAACCUUCUACUUCCCUCACAACAUCGAUUUCCGAGGCCGCGCCUACCCUCUGCCGACCUAUCUUAACCACAUGGGUGCUGAUCACGUCCGUGGCAUCCUCCGCUUUGCCAAGGGCAAAGAGCUGGGUGAGGAGGGCCUUAAAUGGCUCAAGGUCCACUUGGCCAACGUCUUCGGGUUCGACAAGGCCAGUCUCAAGGACAGAGAGUCAUUUGCCAUGGACAACCUGGUCAACAUCUUCGACUCGGCAAACAAGCCGCUCGAUGGAAACCGAUGGUGGCUGAAGGCCGAAGACCCGUGGCAAUGUCUCGCAACCUGUUUUGAACUCAAGGCCGCUCUGGAAUCUCCGGAGCCCACAAAGUUCGUCUCCCAUCUCCCGGUUCACCAGGACGGCACUUGCAACGGUCUCCAGCAUUACGCCGCUCUUGGUGGUGACUCGUGGGGCGCUCGACAGGUCAACCUCGAGCCCGGCGACAAGCCCGCCGACGUCUACUCUGCUGUCGCCAACAUCGUCAAGGACCAUAUUGCCAAGGACGCCGAGGCUGGCAACCCGUUCGCGCUGGCCAUGAACGGCAAGAUCACGAGAAAGGUUGUCAAGCAGACCGUCAUGACCAACGUCUAUGGUGUCACCUUUGCCGGCGCGAAGAAGCAGGUUUGCAAGCAGCUUGAUGCGCUGUACCCCAACCUGCCCAAGGAGUCUGGUUUCGACAACAUUGUCAUCGCCUCCUACGUUGCCACGCUGGUGUUCAAGGCCCUGUCGUCCAUGUUCCGUGGUGCCCACGAUAUCCAGUACUGGCUCGGUGAGAUUGGUGGACGUGUCUGCAGGGCGCUCUCUGCUGAGCAACUGGAGCGGAUCAACAACGACAAUCUCUUGCCCUCGCCGUCAAAGACCGUCAAGGCUGGUGACAAAAAGACGACUACCGACGAUCUCCUGGCCCAGUUCCGCGCGACCAUUGUGUGGACUACUCCCCUCCGCAUGCCCAUCGCCCAACCGUACCGCAAGAGUGGCACUCGCAUCAUCAAGACGUCCCUCCAGGACCUGUCCCUAACUGUCCCCGAACGCUCCGAUCCCGUUCACCGCAAGAAGCAGCUCCAGGCUUUCCCUCCCAACUUCAUCCACUCGCUCGACGCGACGCACAUGCUGCUGUCUGCCCUGGAGUGCCACGAGCUUGGCCUCGACUUCGCCGCCGUCCACGACUCUUUCUGGACCCACGCUUCUGACGUCAACACAAUGAACCGUGUCCUUCGCGACGCCUUUGUCAGAAUCCACGAGGAAGACGUUGUUGGCCGUCUCGCUGCUGAGUUCGAGGCCCGGUACCGCGGCUCCAUCUACCUUGCCAAGGUUAACCAGGGAACCCCCGUGGAGAAGAAGAUCACCGCAUUCCGCAAGAAGUCCAAGAUGUCUUCUCGUGAGGAGCUUCUUAUGGAGUACAAGAGACAGACCCUUCUCCGCUCCUCCGACCCCGAGCAGGUCGCCGAGGGUAAGGAGAUGGUCACGCCCGCUAGCAUCUUUGAGGAGAUGUCGGCUACCGAGUCACUUGCCGAGCCAGAGGACAUGGACGGUCUUGGACUCGGCAACAUUCCCGACAAGGCCGACGAGGCGGAUGACAUCAAGGCCGAGUCCGAGGAGGGCAUCGACGACGAGAUCGCUGCGGAGGUCCCCGAGGCCGAGACCCCCGAGGGCGAGUCGCCGGGCUCUCAGUGGGCAUCGCAGAUGCUGGAGAACAUGAAGAUCUCGUACUUUGAGCAGACGGUCGUCAGCAAGCCCAAGGCGGUGGACCCCAAGAGCAAGGUGAACACCAUCCAGGUCUGGCUCCCCCUGACCUUCCCGCCCAUCCCCGAGAAGGGCGACUUUGAUGUCCAGAGACUCAAGGAGAGCGAGUACUUCUUCUCGUGA
Molecule: messenger RNA, 4176 nt
Organism: Colletotrichum spaethianum
Lineage: Eukaryota; Fungi; Ascomycota; Sordariomycetes; Glomerellales; Glomerellaceae
Product: DNA-directed RNA polymerase, mitochondrial
Exons: 1
Coding region: 1-4176 (1391 amino acids)
Biological process (GO): mitochondrial transcription
Cellular component (GO): mitochondrial DNA-directed RNA polymerase complex
Molecular function (GO): DNA-directed RNA polymerase activity; mitochondrial promoter sequence-specific DNA binding
Source: RefSeq, a predicted model, not a curated record